CCAAUGUGGGCCGCCCACCGCUGCUCGCCGCAUCUCGCGCUCCUGCUUGCCGUGCUGGCCGGCCUCGCCGCUCCUGCCGCGGGCGUCGUCGCCCUGAUCGCGCCGCCCUCCGCGCGAGCGCUCUCUGCUGCCGCGCCGCGCCGCCGCGCCGCCGCGCCGCUCCUCGUCCUCGGCGGUGGCGGGCAGCAGCAGGAGCAGCAGGAGCAGCAGCGCUCGCCCGACGAGGUGGCGGAAAAGUACGGCCUCGAGGCGGGCCUCUUCAGCGCGCUCCGCAGCGGAGGCAAGGGCGGCGGCGGCGGCGGCGAUGACGGCGAGGGCGGCGGCAUGGCCAAGGCGGGCGACCUGCUCAAGCGGUACGGCGGCGCAUACCUGCUCACGUCGACGUCGCUCGCGCUGGUCUCCUUCACGCUGUGCUACCUCGCCAUCGACAAUGGGGUGGACGUCGCGUCGCUGCUGCAAAAGGUCAACAUUGAGACCACCUCCACCUCCGAGACGGUGGGCACCGUCGGGCUGGCCUACGCGGUGCACAAGGCCGCGUCGCCAAUCCGCUUCCCGCCGACCGUCGCGCUCACGCCGAUCGUCGCGCGCAAAGUGUUUGGGCAGCAGGUGGAGGAGGAGGGCGAAGCCGAGUAGGGAGGGGGACGGCCGGCCUCUGGAGGCCAGAGACGGAGGCGCUUUGACCGCUGCGGGCGUCCGCUGCGGGCGUCCGCUGCAGGCGGGCGAUUCGUGCUCCGCUCGCGUAGCAUGUGUGCUGUGAUCAGGAGUGAGAGACAGUGGGGAGAUGAGGAGGAGACGCGCCGUUUGGGGGGGCGUUGGUGAGCUGGGGAGAGCGUUUAGCGCGGCUGGAGGAGCAACGAGCAUUAGCAGCGUGAGUCAGCUGCGUGGCGCAUAGAGUAGUGCGGCAUCUAGCAUCGCGCAGUUUCUGUACGUAUACUACUUGGGAAUGC
Messenger RNA from Emiliania huxleyi CCMP1516, 947 nucleotides. RefSeq lists its product as hypothetical. The coding region runs from base 4 to 633 and encodes 209 amino acids. The transcript has a single exon. Lineage: Eukaryota; Haptophyta; Isochrysidales; Noelaerhabdaceae. Gene Ontology annotation, cellular component: mitochondrion. The record is from RefSeq and is a predicted model, not a curated record.